AUGCAAAAGAGAAAUAUCUAUCUAUCUAUCUAUCUAUCUAUCUAUCUAUCUAUCUAUCUAUCUAUAUAUUCUUUCUUUCUUUCUUUCUUUCUUUCUUUCUUUCUUCUCACUACUAAUUCAUUCUCAGCGAUAAAAGGAAUCUUUUUAUUUCUUCCCAGCUUGGUUUUCGUUCUAAAACUCUCUCUCUCUCUCUCUCUCUCUCCCUCCCUCUCUCUCUCUCUCUCUCUCUCUCCUUUACUUUUUCAUUGUCUCAAAUGCAAGGCUAAACAAAAUAAAUUUAUACGAUGUUUUUUUCUUUGUCUCGUCGCCCAAACUGUUUUCUUUCUUCUUUGUCUACCUAUCUUUCUCUUUCUCUCUCUAUCGCGUUAUUCUUCUGUGUCUUUCGCUUUCUCUCUCUAUUCUUCUGUGUCUUUCUCUUUCUCUAUUCUUCUGUGUCUUUCUCUUUCUCUCUCUAUUCUUCUGUCUCUUUCUCUUUCUCUCUCUAUUCUUCUGUCUCUUUCUCUUUCUCUCUCUAUUCUUCUGUGUCUUUCUCUUCCUCUCUCUAUUCUUCUGUGUCUUUCUCUUUCUCUCUCUAUUCUUCUGUCUCUUUCUCUUUCUCUCUCUAUUCUUCUGUGUCUUUCUCUUUCUCUCUCUAUUCUUCUGUGUCUUUCUCUUUCUCUCUCUAUUCUUCUGUCUCUUUCUCUUUCUCUCUCUAUUCUUCUGUCUCUUUCUCUUUCUCUAUUCUUCUGUGUCUUUCUCUUUCUCUCUCUAUUCUUCUGUGUCUUUCUCUUUCUCUAUUCUUCUGUGUCUUUCUCUUUCUCUCUCUAUUCUUCUGUCUCUUUCUCUUUCUCUCUCUAUUCUUCUGUCUCUUUCUCUUUCUCUAUUCUUCUGUGUCUUUCUCUUUCUCUAUUCUUCUGUGUCUUUCUCUUUCUCUAUUCUUCUGUGUCUUUCUCUUUCUCUCUCUAUUCUUCUGUGUCUUUCUCUUUCACUUAUUUUCGUUUUCUGUCUCACUUUUACUCUCUUCAACUAUUUGUCUUUUACUCUCACUUUCGUUAUUUUCUCUCUUUCUGUCUCUAA
This is a messenger RNA of Acanthosepion pharaonis, 1056 nucleotides long. NCBI's taxonomy places the organism in Eukaryota, Metazoa, Mollusca, Cephalopoda, Sepiida, Sepiidae. The record is from the annotation of a GenBank genome assembly.